UUCAACGGUGCACUCUAAAACCGUUGCUCUGUUUGUUUGGAAACGAGUCAAACCUCGAUCGUGGACCACUGUCUUCGAACGGAAGUUCUUCUCCACGAAGCGAUCACUCGCAAAGAAGAAUCACAGGCGUGUCCUUGGUCGUAAAUCGGAGUUAAACGCGUAGCCGACGGGACGCGUCGAACGAUCGGCCUCCGACGAUCGCUGUUCAGCUAAACCUAUGACGACACCUUGCAGAAGCGAGCAACGAGCAUUCCGCGUCCAGGCACAAUCGUCUUCGUCGCUGUUCUCGUUGAAGGAAAUCUUAAAUCGACGAAUUCGACGUUCGUCGGAGCUUUGACGCUGAAAGAGGUGGGGAAUCGUUGGGUGUGUAAACGGAUGUCUCGAGCCGACGGCCGUCGCCAAUACUAAACCACGUCCACCGUGGAGAAUUGAAUUGGCGCAUUCGGCACGCAAGCGGAUGCGUUCCUGAGGGCAAGAACGAAAACGACGCCUCGUUUCACGUGAUUCUGCCGCGCGAAACUCGGCCUCGCGAGGGCUCGAUUGAUCUUGCGUUGCGUUGUACAAAUCAAUCAACACGACGUUAACCUUCUACAGUAUGGAACGGGGCAGCGGGGGCGGGGGGAGCCUCGAGCUAGGUGGAGGCGGUGGAGGUGGCGGGAACACCGAACUAUGUCUUCAGGAUCUCGUCACGGGACCGACGACCGGCCUGUCGGUCCAACAUCAUCACCACUCGGCCGCCGCUGCUUCCAUGGCCGGCCUUCACGGUGAUCAUCUCCAGGGAACGAUGCACCAUCACGAUCUACACGGAAAUUCGCACCACGACGCGUCUAUGCUGCACAACUCCAAUCAUCAACUGCACGCUCCAUUGGAGAAGCUGAAACUAUGUGCACAGGGCGACUUCCGGGACGAGGUAACCGGGGGUUUGGCGAGGCUCGAUUUGACGGGUCACGGAACUCACACUCCCGGUGGAAGCAACCCUAGUACACCGGGUGCGACACCCACGACACCCUCCGGUGGAUUUUCUACCGCACAGCCCAGGUCCCGCACGAACAUGACACACAGGCCGGAUAUCCGAAAAGAUGUUGGGACACCAACAGAGGUGAAACACGAAUUGGGAGCCGGCGGAGGGGUGGUCUCACCCGAUGGUGUGGUUGGGGUAAACAACGCGGACGAUAAGGACGGAAAGAAGAACAAACGCCAAAGGCGGCAGAGGACGCAUUUCACGUCGCAACAACUUCAGCAGCUGGAGUGUUACUUCACGAGGAAUCGGUAUCCAGACCUACCGUCCAGGGAAGAGAUAUCUCUGUGCACAAAGCUUGCAGAACCUCGAGUCAGGGUAUGGUUCAAAAACAGAAGGGCGAAAUGGCGAAAGCAGACGCGUAACGCGAACGCAGCAGCCGACGCGGUGGACUUCAAACCUGGCUUCAGCGCCAGCUUGAACAGUUUCAUCGGUCAACCGUUCGCAGAUCCAGACGCACUCUACAGUUCGUACAGCACGUAUAACAACUGGGCAGCCAAAGUGCCGUCCCCUCUGAGUAGCAAAGGCUUUCCCUGGGUGAACACGCUGAGCUCCGUGGUACCGACAGCGUCACAUCAUCAUCAUCACACCCAAGUCAGCCCGGUGAACUGUUUCAACGCCGCGGCAACGUCUGUCGCCGGUAAUCACAUGGGCGGGAUGUCUGUCUCCGUGGGUCAAGCGGCCACCUCGAUGUUACCCGGCAUGGGAUCGAGCCUAGGUGUAGCUGGUUCACCUGUAGCAGCGACAGGAGCGGCAUGUCCCUACGCGGCACCAGCUGCUCCGCACCAUCCUUACGGACCACCGGUGUACACUCCGCACCACAGAACAGCAGCAGCACCCGAGAGCUGUACAGUGAUGACAUCGAGUAGUAUCGCCUCGUUACGAUUGAAGGCCAGGCAGCACAGCAACGGGUACAGCAGCCUAAGCGGCAGUUCUUUCAGUAUGGACAGCACACCGGUGUCCGCGGCUGGUAGCCCUGUUGGCUCGAGGGCGUCAUCUGUUGGCGGAGGAUUGAGCGCGUGUCAGUACGCACUGACGACAGCUGGCGAGGCGAAUCCUCAUUCGCCUAGCAGCGCCGAGGCUCACGUUAGCGCUACAGCUAGAGCCCAAGUCUGAGGUGAAGCGGGGGCUA
Messenger RNA from Habropoda laboriosa, 2150 nucleotides. RefSeq names its product pituitary homeobox x (gene Ptx1). The transcript has 4 exons. Gene Ontology annotation, molecular function: RNA polymerase II cis-regulatory region sequence-specific DNA binding; DNA-binding transcription factor activity, RNA polymerase II-specific. The record is from RefSeq and is a predicted model, not a curated record. Gene Ontology annotation, biological process: anatomical structure morphogenesis; regulation of transcription by RNA polymerase II. The coding region runs from base 596 to 2134 and encodes 512 amino acids. NCBI's taxonomy places the organism in Eukaryota, Metazoa, Arthropoda, Insecta, Hymenoptera, Apidae. Gene Ontology annotation, cellular component: nucleus.